Molecule: messenger RNA, 1463 nt
Organism: Andrographis paniculata
Lineage: Eukaryota; Viridiplantae; Streptophyta; Magnoliopsida; Lamiales; Acanthaceae
Product: probable serine/threonine-protein kinase PBL7
Exons: 6
Coding region: 519-1298 (259 amino acids)
Biological process (GO): protein phosphorylation
Molecular function (GO): protein kinase activity; ATP binding
Source: RefSeq, a predicted model, not a curated record
UUUCUCAUAUCUGGCUGCUUUUCUUGAUUUUGAGAACGCUGCUGUGUUUUCAAUUUCUCUGUUUUCGUUUUUCUCUUUUGGUUUAUGAAUUUCAGUUUGUUAGAAUAACAGUUGGCCAGCGAUGGCUCACUAGACUUGGUGUUUUCUAUGCUUUUGCUAAUCAGUUUUUGGCUAUAUGGCUAUUUCCUGCUGCAAAUUUAGGGCUUUGAAAUGGGCAGAAUUAGGCAAGAAAGAUUAGAUUAUGAUGAGGGUUGAGUAUUCCAUUUGGUAGGAUAACAGUAUCAAACCCGAACAAAAUCUAACCUCCCUUUCAUUAAUCAGGGGUUCACUAUGAGGAAAAAGCUAGCAACAUCCAAUUAGGGAGAGGGAUUGAUAGAGAGCCUCAGCUCUUUACUUUCAAGCAGUUGCAUUUGGCGACUGCCGGAUUCAGCAAGUCUAAUGUGAUCGGGCGCGAUGGAUUUGGAGUGUGUGUGUAUCAAGGGGUGCUGCAGAAUGGGAGGAAAGUUGCUGUGAAGCUGAUGGAUCAAGCAAGAAUGCUUGGAGAAGAUGAAUUCAAAGCAGAGGUUGAAUUGUUGGGUCGCCUUUGUUCGCCGUAUGUGGUGUCACUAAUUGGCUACUGCUCGGAAACUCAACGGCAAGUGUUGGUUUACGAGUUCAUGGCCAAUGGAGGAUUGCAGGAACAUUUGUAUCCUUUCAAUGGUAGCUCGACAAGUCUAAACUGGGAAACACGGCUGCGGAUAGCUUUGGAGGCUGCAAAAGGUUUGGAGUAUCUCCACGAAUGCGUUUGCUCUCCCACGAUUCGCAGAGUUUUCAAAAGCAGCAACAUUCUUCUCGACAACAACUUCCACGCCAAAGUUUCUGAUUUGGAAGUGGCCAUACUUGGGCCCGGCGGGCAUGUUUCAACAAGCUCCCAAGGAUAUGUGGCACCCGAGUAUGCCUUGAGAGGGUACCUGAAUUCGAAAUCGGAAGUUUACAGCUAUGGAGUUGUGUUGCUGGAGCUCCUGACUGGCCGAGUCCCCGUGGAUAUGAAAAGGCCUGCAGGCGAACGUGUUCUCGUGACCUGGGCAUUGCCGCAGCUGACGGACAGGGACAAGGUCGGGCAAAUAAUGGAUGAAGCAUUAGAGGGGCAGUACACGAUGAAGGAGGUGAUCCAAGUGGCGGCCAUAGCUGCAAUGUGCGUGCAGGCCGAGGAUCAUUACCGGCCAUUGAUGGCCGAUGUCGUGCAGUCUCUGGUGCCUUUGGUGAAGAAGCACCAUUACUGCAGAGGAAGUUCAAAGGCAAAUGGAAUAAUAGAAUAGAGAUAAGAUCAUAAGAACCAUUUUGCAGAUUUCUGUCACACACUGGAUAACUUCACCUCUGAAUCAAGGCUGUGUCUGUAUGAAUGUAUGUUAAAUAACUAAUUUGUAUUUGCUAAUUCAAGAACAAAGCAGCAGUAGCAAUAAUAAAGAACCUUCUAAGCUCAA